This is a messenger RNA of Arabis nemorensis, 2370 nucleotides long. The record is from the annotation of a GenBank genome assembly. NCBI's taxonomy places the organism in Eukaryota, Viridiplantae, Streptophyta, Magnoliopsida, Brassicales, Brassicaceae.
AUGUUUUUAUGGAGGAAAACGAAGCUUCAGGCUGUUUCAGUUCACCACUGUCGUUUGUGUUCUUUGUUUCGUGGAGCCAUUGAAGUUACAGGUACUCAAUCUCAAGCUUCUUUACAACAUGGUUUGGCGGGUAAAACUCUGUCUAACGCAAGAAACAUCAGUGUGUUAUCUAAGCUUCGUACUAGUAUCAGGUUCGAUGUAUGGUCUAUCGAUAGAACAGAAGCAUUUUCAACCAUUUCUGGAUCUAUUUUGCUUCAAGCCAGAGAUCCUGCAAAACUCAACGAAGAAAUUCAAAUUGCAGUUGAUGAACAUAGAUGUGAUGAAGCUUGGAGAUUGUUUGAACAACAUAUGCAAAUGGAUGGUUUCCCUCGGAAAUCUGUUGUUAACAAUGUUUUGGUUUGUUUUGCUGAGAGUCUUGAUUCCAAUUGGCUACAAAAGGGUUACAGUUUAGUGGAACAAGCUUUUGAGGAGAGUAAACAGAAUUUGCUAGAGAAAGAACCUCUUGUGUAUCUCUCCUUGGCUCUUGCCAAGUCAGGCAUGGUUGUUCCUGCGUCAACGAUCUUGAGGAAGCUAGUGGAGACAGAAGAGUAUCCUCAUGUGAGUGCUUGGUCAGCGGUUUUGGCACAUAUGUCUCUUGCAGGAUCAGGAAGUUAUCUUUCUGCUGAGUUGAUUCUUGAGAUUGGUUACUUGUUUCAGAAUAACAGAGUUGAUCCACGGAAGAAGAGCAACGCACCUUUGCUUGCAAUGAAGCCUAAUACUCAGGCGUUGAACAUUGCUUUGGCAGGUUGUUUGUUGUUUGGAACAACGCGGAAAGCUGAACAGCUUCUUGAUAUGAUACCGAAGAUAGGUGUUAAAGCUGAUGCUAACUUGUUAGUAAUAAUGGCUCAUAUAUACGAAAGAAAUGGGAGGAGAGAGGAAUUGAGGAAGCUUCAAAGGCAUAUAGAUGAAGCUUGUAACUUGAAGGAUUCUCAGUUUUGGCAGUUCUAUAAUUGUUUGCUUAUGUGUCACCUCAAAUUCGGGGAUCUCGAAUUUGCUUCGAAAAUGGUUCUAGAAAUGCUAAGGAGAGGAAAGGUAGCAAAGAACUCACUUGGAUCCGCCAUUCUUGGAUUUGAUACUGCAGAUGAUGAUGAUAGGUUAAAGCUCAGAAAAGUUACUGAAAUAGGAUCAGAGGUUAAAGAACACGAUACUCCCAAGACUCAAGUGUUUUCUAUUCACAGUAUGAUUACUUAUGAAGAUUUCUCUAGAGACAGGAAGUUUUUGAAACUUGAAGCUGAGACAAAGGAUGUUCUUGGGGCAUUGUUGGCUAAGUUGCAUGUACAAGUAGAAUUGAUUACCUCAGAGCGUGGUGUUCUGCAGCCUACUGAAGAAAUUUAUGUGAAAUUAGCAAAGGCCUUCCUGGAUAGUGGUAAGAUGAAGGAGUUAGCAGAGUUUCUGUUAAAGGCAGAACAUGAAGAUUCCCCUGUUUCUAGUGAUAACUCAAUGCUGGUGAAUGUUAUCAAUGCAUGUAUUUCUCUAGGAAUGUUGGAUCAAGCACAUGAUCUACUCGACGAGAUGCGUAUGGCUGGGGUAAGAACCGGUACUUCAGUAUAUUCUUCGCUCCUCAAGGCUUACUGCAAAACAAACCGAACUAGAGAAGUAUCAUCACUCCUAAGAGAUGCUCAGAAGGCAGGGAUUCAAAUAGACUCAAGCUGCUAUGAAGCUUUAAUUCAAUCUCAAGUGAUUCAGAACGAUACUCAUGGAGCUCUCAAUGUGUUCAAGGAAAUGAAAGAAGCAAAAAUACCGAGAGGAGGAAAUCAGCAGUUCGAGAAGCUCCUAAAGGGAUGUGAAGGAAACGCAGAAGCAGGACUUAUGUCGAAACUCUUGAGAGAAAUCAGAGAAGGGCAGAGUUUGGAUGCUGGUGUUCAUGAUUGGAACAACGUGAUCCAUUUCUUUACCAAAAAAGGUUUGAUGCAAGAUGCAGAGAAGGCAUUAACGAGGAUGAGAAGUCUCGGGCAUUCGCCGAAUGCUCAAACUUUUCAUUCUAUGGUCACAGGAUAUGCAGCCAUAGGGAGUAAAUACACAGAGGUCACUGAGCUAUGGGGAGAAAUGAAAUCCAUAGCCGCAGCUACUUCAUUGAUGAGGUUUGAUCAAGAGUUACUCGAUUCAGUGCUCUACACUUUUGUUAGAGGCGGGUUUUUCUCGCGGGCUAAUGAAGUUGUGGGGAUGAUGGAGAAAGAUAAUAUGUUUGUUGAUAAGUACAAGUAUAGGGUGCUCUUCUUGAAGUAUCACAAGACUGCUUACAAAGGCAAAGCUCCAAAAGUUCAGAGCGAGUCUCAGCUCAGGAAGAGAGAAGCUGGUUUAACAUUCAAGAAAUGGCUCGGUCUAUCUUGA